GCUAGUAUAUUUCUAAUACAUCACAAAAGCAUUUCAGUUUAAUCAGCAAUAAUGAAAGUUUUCUUUUUUGAUUCCAUUGUUCAUCUGCUAUUAUACAGACCAAAAACUGAAUGACUUACUUUUUUGUUCUCAUUUGAAGUGUACUUCCUGUGAUUUGGGUUUGGUUUAUUUUGUCACCUUUGCUUAGCUCAGUUGGGUUAUUUAGUUCGUAUAAUAUUGCUGAGAGAAUAUAAGUAAUAAUGUCUUUUUCUUCCUUUUUUGUUUUUUAUUUUUUUUAACACAGAAAGCUGGUUGCUGAUGUAUAUUACUACUAUUGAGUUGCAUAAUAUUUUUGGCUGGGUUGAAUUUUAAUUUCAAAGAUAUAAUUUACAGAACACCAUUUAUAUAAUUUUGUCAUUAUCUCCCUAUCUUUUGAAGAUAUAUUUUGAGGGAUAUCAGGAAUAAAAUAAGCAAAACCAAAGUCCAAGAACAAUGCCUUCUGGAAUGGAGAUUUUCACCCAUUCAGGACCUUCACAUCUCACUACAGUGGACUGGAAAAACCCACAUCACAGAAGAACUGUUGCAGCAAGUUUGGUAGAAGGAGCAUACAAAAUAGAACGAGACAGGCAGCAAAAUCUCCAAGGACAUGAAGCUCUGGCACCACCUUGGUGGGAAUUCUUCCAUUUUCAAGUAAGCCAUGUACUUGUAGACGAUGUUGACCAUUCUAUCUUCGGUGUGAUCUACGAAUCCAAAUUCCCAACUUCUUACUUCAAACAUUCCGAGCUCAAAGCUCCAAGAUAUGUUAUGGCGUUUCGCGGAACCUUAACUCAACCAGACACAAGAUCCAGAGACCUCAGAUUGGAUUUCAGGUGUAUCAGCAACAGGCUCCACGAGAGCUCUCGGUUUCAGCUUGCAAUGCAGUCAAUCCAAAACAUGGUUUCUUUAGCUGGAGCUGAAAACGUAUGGUUGGCUGGACACUCUUUAGGUUCAGCUAUAGCUUUGCAAGCAGGAAAAAGUAUGACUAAAAUGGGUUUUGCACUUGAAACGUAUCUUUUCAAUCCACCAUUUAUAUCUGCUCCAACAGAGAGGAUCAAGGAAGAGAGAGUGAAGCAUGGGAUUCACAUGGCAAGCAGUGUUGUCAAAGCAGGGCUUAGUCAUGUUGUGAAAAGUCGAAAUAACCGCAAUACCACCAAAGAAGAAGACCCUUUUGUUGUGUUAGCUUCUUGGUCUCCUUACCUGUUUCUGAACCCUGCUGAUCAUAUUUGUUCAGGAUAUAUUGGGUAUUUCGAGCAUAGGAAGAAGAUGGAGGAGAUUGGAGCUGGGAAGAUAGAGAGAUUAGCAUUAAAGAAUUCCAUAGAGAGUAUAUUUUCAGGUGCUUUAGGGAAGGAAUCAGAGCCGUUCAAUUUUCUUCCCUCAGCAAUUGUUACUAUUAAUCAGACUCCAGCACCAGAUUUUAGACGUGCCCAUGGAGUUGAACAAUGGUGGAACCCCAAUUUCCAUUACCGUUCCAUGGUGUUUCAUUUCAGUAACUGAUUGAUGGACCUUUUUUGUUUGUUCUUUUUUGGUGUAUGAAAGAAAAAGCUAUCUUUCAUCAUAAUUCACACAGAAGUGUGUUGGUGUAUGACCCGCUGCUUUGAAUAGAAUUCAAAAA
This is a messenger RNA of Ziziphus jujuba (common jujube), 1630 nucleotides long. RefSeq names its product GDSL esterase/lipase At4g10955. The transcript is spliced from 2 exons. The record is from RefSeq and is a predicted model, not a curated record. Bases 472 to 1512 code for a protein of 346 amino acids. NCBI's taxonomy places the organism in Eukaryota, Viridiplantae, Streptophyta, Magnoliopsida, Rosales, Rhamnaceae.